UUUAUACGAGGCCGAAACCCUGCCCAACCCGAUACUUGCCGGUCCGUUUCUCGCCAUGGUCCAGAUUAUCGGUCGUCCGUGAACCUGUGGCGAUCCCGACCAAUCGCAUCUGCCUCUCUACCUCUGUUCAAAUACCACGUCGAGCACCCCAUCAAUUCGGCAUCAUGCUGGCAGUCCAACCUCGUCGAUUGUUGCAGCGGCGGAGGGGCCUGCUACUCAUCGCAGUCUCCGCCGCAAGCCUCUAUUGGCUUCUACUCCAUGCAUCCGCCGCUCCCCCAACUACCCAGUGGUCUGGCGGAAACCCCGCGCCGGCGCGUGUUCCGCUCCAGGGCGACGCCGAAGGCAAGAAAGCACCUGAACUUGCGCCUCCAAACGCCCCCAUAGCUCCUCUACCUCCCUUACCUCUACCUCCCGUAGUCCCCGUCGAGCCCGCCGGCGACCAGCGCAACCGGCACCCCGACAGCAAAGGUGCAGCCUCUACCCACGAAGAGGAUGAGGAAGAUGAGGAGGAAAAGAAAAAGAAGGACGAGGACGAGCAAAGGGAAGAGGACCUACGUGCUAAAUUUAAUAAAGAAUACGAGGCACUAGCAAAGAAGCCUGGUGCCGACGCCCUAUUCGGGCAGACGCUCUACACGCUGGGGACGAGAAAAAAUCAACGUCUCACUAUCGAUUCGCAUUUGAAGCCUUCUGAGGAGAAGGUAUAUUAUAGCGAUCACUACCCCUACGUCUACAACCCUUAUCCCACGUACAACGGCGAGGCCUGGCUCGCCGAGAAGGCCGAGCAUGUGCCUUGUGAAGGCCCCGGUGGCGUACUACCCCAGGAUAUUAUGGUUUUCAAGGGACAGCCCAAAGAUUUCCCCGAGCCUGGAUUUGGCAGCUACAGUCUCCUCGGUAUGGAUGGAAACUUGUGCUACGAGCGUGCGACGCGGCUGGGUAUAUACGGCUACCAAUCGGACAACGACACCUCGGCUUCGUCAGUCGACUGGGACAGCACCCGCUGGGGUGAGCUACAGGACAAGUGCGCCUACAAGAACAAGGCCCGGUUCGAUAUGAAGGGACAUCCGAACCCUUACCUUACUUCGAUCUAUCCGCGCCAAAAUUCAACCCGCCCCGCGAUGUCAGGUGGUGACGUUACGAAAAAGUCCGGCCCUGUAGAAUCGCCGUGGCAAAUCGACGAUUCGAAAAGGGCGAGUCCAACCUUGCGAAAGCGGGACAGCGCUGAACAGCCCAAAUCUGGCAACUCAAAAAAGAUCGUCAGGCCCGAAGCGAGAACGGCACUUCUGCUACGGACGUACACCGGGAAGGAAUAUAGCGACAAUGAUAUGCAGGUAAUCCGGGCUCUGAUCACUGAACUUUCGCUGCGUACUGGCGGCCUGUACCAAGUGUUCUUGUUUGUCCACGUUAAGGAUACAUCCCUAGCUAUCUGGGAGGAUGAAGAGACCUACCAGUAUGUGCUAGCGAGGAAUGUACCUCCGGAGUUUCGGGGCAUCGCUAUCCUCUGGAAUGACGAAGCCACGCAAAGCAUGUACCCUAAGAUUGACCCUAAGAAGGCGACUGUGCAUGUCUCGCAGUGGCUGUCGGUUCAGAAGUUUGCUCAGGAGUUCCCCGAGUUCGACUACAUCUGGAACUGGGAGAUCGACGCGAGAGUCACCGGCCAUCAUUACGAUUUUGUCGAGAAAUUGGCGUCCUUUGCGAAGCGCCAGCCCCGGCGGGGGCUAUGGGAGCGGAACGAGCGCUACUAUAUCCCGUCCGUCCACGGUGACUACGACUCCAAAUUUCGGAAGGAGGUCGAGCGCGUAUCGGGCAAGGAUACGGUCUGGGGGCCUCCCCAGCUGCCUUUUGUCAAUCCCGUCGGGCCGAAGCCUCCGGUCGCGAAUCCCGAGGAUGACGACUACCAAUGGGGCGUUGGGGAGGAGGCAGACCUCAUCACUGUUGCUCCUAUCUUCAACCCGAUGAAUAGCUCCUGGAUCAGCGGCAACGAGCUCUGGGGAUUUAAUGAUUCCACCCACGCCACCCUAGAUCUGCCGAGGAGAGCAACCAUCAUCACUCACUCUAGGGUGUCCAAACGGCUCCUCGACAUCAUGCAUGUCGAGAAUAUCCGCGGAAACCAUAUUUCCUCCGAGAUGGUCACGCAGACAAUCGCACUCCUCCAUGGUCUCAAGGCAGUCUAUGUCCCGAUGCCCGUGUUCUUUGAUAGGCCUUGGCAAGGCAAAGAUCUCGCCAGGUGGUUCAACGGUGGCCCCAAAGGCGAAAGCGGAAAUAUUGGCUCUGCCAUGGGCUGGGGACGAGAGGCUAGGUACCGCGGAAGCACUUGGUACUAUCGCGCAAACCCGCCACAGCGACUCUAUCUCAAUUUCAUGGGCUGGGAAGACACGAACAUAGGCGGGGCCGAAUGGGAAGAGAUGUACGGAAGACCUUGCUUGCCGCCAAUGAUGUUGCACCCCAUCAAAGACAUCGAGCCCACGCAGCCGGGGCACAAGAGCGAGUCGAACCUCCCUUACUCUUGAGAGGAUAAGCAGUCGACACGACCAUAGAAACCUAAGACGCCUAGCUUUAUAUCCUAUGGGGGUAUGCGUCGUACGCCCGUCAGUUUCGGAGAGCAGACCAA
Durotheca rogersii is the source of this 2608-nucleotide messenger RNA. RefSeq lists its product as uncharacterized. The coding region runs from base 165 to 2507 and encodes 780 amino acids. The transcript has 2 exons. Lineage: Eukaryota; Fungi; Ascomycota; Sordariomycetes; Xylariales; Xylariaceae. The record is from RefSeq and is a predicted model, not a curated record.